Molecule: messenger RNA, 5147 nt
Organism: Sycon ciliatum
Lineage: Eukaryota; Metazoa; Porifera; Calcarea; Leucosolenida; Sycettidae
Product: pneumococcal serine-rich repeat protein-like
Exons: 4
Coding region: 634-5010 (1458 amino acids)
Biological process (GO): actin crosslink formation
Cellular component (GO): actin filament
Molecular function (GO): actin filament binding; cytoskeletal adaptor activity; microtubule binding
Source: RefSeq, a predicted model, not a curated record
AAUUCAUGUCGCGUCGGAAGUUACAUUGUUGCAGUAUGCCACGUCCAUUGCAUGAAUGCUUCAGGUACUAGGUCAGCAUGGUCCCUGCACUGCUGCGUGUUUACUGAAAAAGAGUUUCCCAAGGUCAUGCCUGCUUGAGCGGCUGGAAUUAGUUGAGGAGGAGUAUUCACCUUUGUGGUUCUGCUCGCUUGUUUGAUUUUACAAGUGUAUGAUGGAGCAGAGGCGGUCAGUGGUUGCCAUACUCACGUCACUGCUCGUGGUCCACCCAUCUAUACGUACCUACACGAGAAGCUAGAGAAGAGAGCCAAUUCUGUAGCAGAAUCCCACUCCAGGCAGUUCUCUGAGUUGUUCCCGUGCGAUAAGUUUUAGGGAAGUCCAAACAGCUGGCCAGAGAUGUCUUACUUGCUGAGUGAACGGUGAAGCAAACGAGUUUCCUGACAAGUGGCAGGGAGUUGGAAGUGAGAAGUGCUUGUUGUGUACCCGCAGUGUCUAGCCUGACGUUCUGUUGCAACAGCCGAUGCACAGCUAAUUAUCCUGCAGCCUGACAUUACUGUACUGUCUGUAGUAUUAUUUUCGUUAGCGAGAGUCUGGUAAAGCCCCUGCUUUCUUACUGGUAUUGGAGCGUUAGCAGAAAUGAAACUCCCUUUCGGUCGGUCGGAUGGUGGUCACAGUCGCGAAUCAAGCGAUGAGGCCGAGUUGUACCCGAUUCGUGAGGAUAUCGCCGAUUGGCUGUGGACAACGCUGAGUCCUGUUAUCCCUGACAUGGCCCCGAUCACAGCUGAAUCGUUCACGUCUGACCUAGCCAGUGGAGAGAUCCUGUGUCACCUGUGUAGGUACAUUCAGCAGGCGUUUAGUGAGCAGUCAGAUAGCACACAACGUACAGACUGCAAGGGCAGUGGUGGUAAUGGUGGUGGCCAUGGUGGUGGUCAGUGUGCACCAGCUUGGUCGGUGCCCACGUCGUCGGAAGUCAAAGUGCGCAAGGUGGCCAAGGAUUCGCGCUUUGGCCAAGCGUUUGCACGCGACAACGCCUGCGCGUUCAUCUCGUUUGCCCGCGCGAUGGGACUGUCCGACGCCAUUCUCUUCACGGCAAACGGGCUGGUCGAGAAGCAGUCGCCGCGAACAGUCCUGCUGUCCGUUCUCGAAGUGAUUCGCCGCUCUUCCAAGCUGGGUGUGUUUCAGUAUGUGCCUCAGAUCAUUGAGUUUGAACAAGAGAUCGAUGCCGAGGAAGCGGAAGACGCUGGCAGCUCAAUGCCGGUAGUCGGGGUCAGCCUGGAGUCCAUAACGUGCCCGAUGCCUGCAGAAUCACAUCUAUCUAGAAGUGGCGGCGGUGGUGAUGGUGGUGGCGGUGGCGAGUGCGCACAGAAGUCAGCCUCCUCGGCGUCACCUGCAGGGCCACCGGCGCCGGCUAAAGUUCUCUCGCUGGAUGCCCUGAUCAAACAGAUUGUAGGUCAGUGCAAGUGUGGUGUGCCGUACCAGGUGAUCAAGAUCGGAGAGGGCAAGUACCUGUUUGGUCCACAGCAGACCAAGCUGUUCUGCCGGGUGCUGAGGAAUCAUGUCAUGAUCCGAGUGGGUGGUGGGUGGUGCCAGCUGCCUACGUACUUGGAAAAGUAUGACCCGUGCCGGGCACCAGAACACGCCACCACGGGCAAAACUCGGCACGUUGGCACCUCCAGCAACGCUACACCACCUGUAGAAGCAAAUGCGGAUGGAUCAGUGGACCGAGCUGAACCGUCAGCCCACGGUACAUUGUCUGACGUGUCUGACGUGUCUCAGAUGAAGCGCCUGCGCAUGAGAAUCUCCAUGUUGACCAGGAAGGCCUCUCUCCAGUCGUCGCGCGACGAGCCAGAGCCGGGAGAGCAGUUGAAGAAGUCGGCCUCGACUGAUCUGGAUUCACGUCUUGUUCUCCAAUCGCCUGCUGAAAAAGCUCGCAGCUGUGGAACUGCCAGUUGUACAUCAGCAGGCACUGGUGAUGCUGCUGCCUCUGCAUCUCACGUCCGUGGUGAUGAGGUUGCGCAAAGAAGUGGUCGCCUUAGGUCGAGCACCAUUUCCGUUGCGUCUGGUCACGCUGCGAGAAGGAGAGGUGUGCAUAGAAACGGGCCAACGAGCAUCGAAAGCUUACCAGCGGCGCAAGCAUUCGGUCUCGGUAAGCCGAAUGCGUCUGCUAGUGUCGAAUGCAAAGGGGUUUUAUCAUCGUCUGUGCCCUCUUCUGCUGAUGGACUGUCCCGUAAUGUGACAUCCUCUGAUGCAGACACACACUGCAUGGCAAGUGCCAAGAAAGGCAGAACCUUAUGCUUUGCUGACAGGGGUAGCAAGCCACCAGUUUGCCUUCCUGUUGCAUCUUCAGGUACAACAUCCGGCGGUGACUCACCUGAAGUGCGCGUGGACACGGUUGGAAGACGUCCACGCAGCACUUCUUUCUCCGGUAGACAAAGUUCAACGACAACAGCAGCUAGGAAAGUUGUGUUGAUGAAUUUGACUGCCUCCGACGCACAGCAAGGUUCCACGAAAGCACCUCAAAACAGCGAUAGCUCGAAGCGAACGACACUUUCUACCUUGCAUCCAGGCCCAACAAAGACUGCCACUCCCAGUGCUUCUAAAGCAGUUAAAACCAACCAAUCAGCCGCAUCUUCAGGUACAACAUCCAGUAGUGACUCACCCGAAGUACGCGUAGACACGGUGGAGAGACGUCCACGCAGCAGUUCCUACUCCGGCAGGCAGAGUGGAGCUACAGUCGCGGCUAGGAAAAAGGUGUUGAUGAAUUUGGCUGCAUCCAAGGCACGGGACAGUUCUGCGAAAGCACCUCAAAACAGCGAUAGCUCGCAGCGAACCGCACUUUCUGCCUCGCACCUAGGCCCAGCAAGGGCCACGCCUGCUGCUUCUAAAGAAGUUAAGACGAAUCAGUCAGCUGCAUCUUCAGGGACAUCAUCCGGCAGGGACUUACCUGAAGGACGGGCGGACACUGUUGGAAGACGUCCACGCAGCACUUCCUUCUCCGGUAGACAAAGUUCAACUACAGUCGCAGCUAGAAAAACGAUGUUGACGAAUUUGGCUGCCUCGAACGCACCUCAGAAUAGCGAUAGCACGCAGCGAACCGCACUUUCUACCUUGCACCCAGGCCCGACAAGGACUACCCCUACUCCCUCUAAAGCAGUUAAGAUGAAUCAAUCAGCUACAUCUUCAAGUACAAUAUCCGACAGGGACUCACCUGAAGCGCGCGUGGACACGGUUGGAAGACGGCCACGCAGCACUUCUUUCUCCGGUAGACAAAGUUCAACGACAACAGCAGCUAGGAAAGUGGUGUUGAUGAAUUUGACUGCCUCCGACGCACAGCAAGGUUCCACGAAAGCACCUCAAAACAGCGAUAGCUCGCAGCGAACCACACUCUCUACCUCGCACCCAGGCCUAACAAGGACUACCACACCUAGUGCCCCUCAAGCAGGUAAGGCCAAUCAGUCAGCUGUUGCAACAAGACGAUCUCAGUCGUUUAAGUCCGCUAGCAAUCGCUCCAGCAGUGUGAAGAGGAGCACGCCUAGUCCACAGUCAAAAGCAACCAUCAAUAGCAGCAGCAGCAGCAGCAGCAGCAAUAGUAACAGUAGCAACAAUAGCAGCAGUGCACGGGCCGAGAGUAGGAAAAGCGGCACCGGUGUACAGUUCUCGAAAGCUGCCAGCUGCGCCACAUCGGCGGUCACUGAGAGCACGCCAUCCAGCGCGAACUCUACUCCUGCUCGCCAAUCUAGUACAGCCGGCACAGGUCACUCUAAGCUCAAUAGCAGUUCUGUCUCGCUGCGUCGCAGUGUAUCCACGAAACGGCCAGGUGGUGCCCGGAUUGGCCAAGGGAAAGUAGCUGAAGGAGACAGGGAUACCUGUCAGACCUCACCAUCCGUUUCUAAGGGCAUCUCGCCAAGCUCCAAGUCUCAUGUCAAUAAGCUGCAGUCGAAUUCCGGUGCAAGCUCUCCUGCAUCGUCCCCUCGACCGAGCAAAAAGCCAGUUCCUCCCGCCGAUGUUACAAACUCCAAUCGUCAGGCACUUCCCGAUAGUAGCAAGGGUGGGGUGUCAGACUUUGGAUGCACGGAUGGGUCAGAUCUGGAAAGUUGCAAUGCUGCCGCUACUUCUGCGAGAGUAGCUACAGAAGACCUUGGUGGUAGCGCAAGGCAAGCCUUGUUCCGCGCAUCAUCGACAAAGGCAAUCAGGUUCUCAGCGGAUUUAGAGGAUUUAGAGAAGCAGCAGCAGCCAGAGGCUGAGCAGCAGUCUAGUCCUAACGGUCGGCGGCGGCACAGCAGUAUCAAUGAAGAGAAUCCUGACGGCAAUGUCUGUGAGAAAUCCGGUGUGCUCGAUGCUGCCGCCCUGUCGGAUACAAGUUGCAGUACACCAUCCAGGGACAAAUCUCCCAGCAAGUCAGCAGCCGCAUCUGUACAUGUUUCUAGACAGCAGUCCACGGAGACGCUCACAUCCACUACUGCUAAGCACCCCGUAGGCACGCAGGACAAGACAGAUGCCAAGCCUAAGGCUCGGCGGACUACGGCAUUCUCUGUACAAAGUGAUCAGCCUGCCACACCGAAGAUUGCCGAAUCCAAGCAGAAACCUCCAGGCAUUUGCAGUAGUUCUCCAACAUCACCAUCGUCCGCUGCUGUUAGACGUUCGGCAUCCUGCCGGAAAUCUCUCCCUAGUGGUACCAGCAGCCCCAGGCCCCCGUGGAAUAGUUCCAAGCAACCCAAGGACGGUGCGCGGGCACACACUGCAGUAUCACGUCAGUCUUCACGUGACCAGUUACAGAAGCCAUCAGCCGACUCCUCGGCGCCGCAUCAAAAGUCGCCGUCGCCAGAGCCCGUCGCCUCUCACUCCAGGAAGUCUGCCGGCGGGGCCACGUGCCACCAACAACAGUCUCUGACAGUGGCGGGUGGUCCGUCGCGCUUAGCCACGUUGAAGAAGAGCCGAACGUUCAGCAGUCGUCAGGGCACCGGCAGCAUAACUGCCGCUCGUGAUCGCAUGCUCUCCAAGGUGUGGAAGUGAGAUGGCGGCCAUUCUUCUCAUGCAGUGUGAUGUGUAUACACGGAAAUUUCUCUGAACUCUUCCUUUUUUUCUCUUUUUCUAUCUUUUAAUCCUGCUUAGUGUCUGAAGUGUGAUGCAUUCUGUUAGUGUAUAUAUAU